CCAUUUUGGGUUACAGUGCAUUUGAACUUAUUAAGAGUAGAUUGAAAUUCAAAGCAAAUAACAUCCAGAAAAUCCUACCCAUCCUCAAUAAUCUAUUAGCAGCACACCAAACAUGGAAGCCUCAGCUGCACUAAGCAGUAGAGGAAUUUCACUUGUAAAACACCAAUGCUUUUCAACUUCUACAGAUUUAAUCUAUGGAACUAGGGUUUUGCAGGUUAAAUCUAUGGCUACCCAGAAGCCUAACUCAUCUUCAACCACCACCAAAACUAUUGGCUCUAAAAAGGGUACAACAGCGAUUCCUAUAGGCUCGAAAAACAGCUCUUCAUCAACCGGCUCUUCAGUGAAGCUGCUGACAAGGGUGGAGCAACUGAGAUUGCUCACAAAAGCAGAGAAAGCAGGGCUAUUGUCAACCGCAGAGAAAGCUGGGUUGUCACUAUCGACAAUUGAGCAACUCGGUCUGCUGUCUAAAGCCGAAGAGCUAGGUGUUUUAUCAGCAGUGACAAAUCCAGAAACUCCAUCAACCCUUUUAACACUAAGUCUAUUGCUCUUGCUUCUCGGUCCUGCUUUCGUAUUUCUGUUACCUGAGGACGCCACCUGGGAAGUCGUUGUCCAAGUGUUGGUCGCAGUGGUUAGUGUCGUUGGAGGAUCUGCGGCUUUUGCUGCUUCAAAUCUUGUCGGAAGCCUGCAGAAAAUCAAAUGAUUUUGGUAUAGAUAUAAUACAUUGGUCUAUAUUUGCCCAAAACUUGAACAACGCCUCUGCUGAGAGAUCGUCUUUAUUAAGAGACGUCUCUCUAGGCCUAGGCCCAACAAAUAAAAAAAAAUUUAAAAACUGACGCGUGUGAUUGAUCUUAUUUGGAGUUAGUGUUAUAACCUAUUAAAAUUGGUAUUAGGAGUUGAUGUUAAAACCUAUUAAAGUUGGUAUUAUAACAUAUUUGGAGAUACCAACUCUAAUAGGUUAUAAUACCAACUGCAAUAAGUUAUAAUACUAACUUCAAAUAGGAUUACACAGUGCACGUUCUUCUGAUAGUUAUUUUUUUUAUUAAUAAUGGUUUGGCCCAUUAGAGACGCAUUUUUUAUAAAGAUGGUCUCAAGUAAGAAUUUGUGUUAGCCCAAUAUUCUAUUUGCAAGUUCCUUGAUUGUUGGUUUAUGUUGAAAA
Molecule: messenger RNA, 1156 nt
Organism: Amaranthus tricolor (Joseph's coat)
Lineage: Eukaryota; Viridiplantae; Streptophyta; Magnoliopsida; Caryophyllales; Amaranthaceae
Exons: 2
Coding region: 113-700 (195 amino acids)
Source: RefSeq, a predicted model, not a curated record